Molecule: messenger RNA, 1023 nt
Organism: Schistosoma bovis
Lineage: Eukaryota; Metazoa; Platyhelminthes; Trematoda; Strigeidida; Schistosomatidae
Source: the annotation of a GenBank genome assembly
AUGGGUGACAUGACAACCAACAUAUCACUUACAAAAUCAAGGUUAUCAGGAUCUGUGAUGUGUAGUGUUCAGAGAAAGUUGAGUCACUUCAAACAAUGCAAAAGAGGUGAGAGUAACAAUCCUAUCCGACACCCUACUUUCUUUAAAACGCCACACAUUCAAUAUUGUGGUGACUAUAAUUUAGAAGCAAACGUAUGUCGUACCUCAGGAUUCGUAUCCAAUAUAAGACCAUCAAUUCGAUACAACGGUAAACUCGAUGAGAAAGACAACCCAGCUUUCAGAAACAUACUGAGAAGUAAUUACCUUUCCACAAACCAUAAAGAUUUUUUGCCGUAUUCCAUGCCAUCUGGGAAAGAAACUUUACCUUACCUUACAAAUCAACUAGCAAACGAGACAAACGUAUCAAAAGUCUUUUCGACAGGAAACUAUUUUUUUGAACAGAAGUUUAAAGAUAUCUUUACUCCAAUACUACCAAAGGGAAAACUUGUACUACCAACAAAAGCAGGUUCUUGUAACAUCGAAGACGAAAACUUCCGUCAUGGCCUUAAUACAUAUUCUAUGACCGACGUAAUCCAUUACAGUCGAAUUAAACCAAGACCGUAUGAUAUGUUCAAAGUUACUGUCGGUCGUAAGGAAGAAUCUGGAUCUACUAGUAGUAUAAGCAACUUUAAUGCAAUCAGCAACCGUUUCAGAUACUCGUUUACAACUGUUCAACCAGGUCGGAAAACUGAUAAAUUAGCAGGCCAAACUGCUUAUAUGAGUGAUUUUAGACCUUUUUGUUAUAAAAAUGGUUCUGAGCUUUUCUCAAAUUGGGUAGGCAACUUAUCGCACCAGGAGCCAACUGAUUAUGUUAUUCAAAAUAAAAUUUGGCCUGAAUACAAAAGUCAUCAUUCAUAUUAUAUAUUUAAGCACUCUGAGGAUUUUCCAGAAGUAUAUUUGGAAAAGUUAAAGACGAAUGAUUCAGCCGAAUAUCAAAGUGCUACUCAUAAAUCCAAAGAACCAAGUUACAUCUUAUAUCACUGA